Thalassophryne amazonica is the source of this 903-nucleotide messenger RNA. It is a transcript of the gene commd4, whose product is annotated as COMM domain containing 4. The transcript has 8 exons. Lineage: Eukaryota; Metazoa; Chordata; Actinopteri; Batrachoidiformes; Batrachoididae. Bases 70 to 669 code for a protein of 199 amino acids. The record is from RefSeq and is a predicted model, not a curated record.
GAAGAAGAGGAAGAGGAAGAAGCAGAAGUCGUCGUCGUCGUUUCCGUUUUGUCCAGCUGAUUUGUAGUCAUGCGUUUCCGUUUCUGUGGAGAUUUGGACUGCCCAGAUUGGGUUCUUGCUGAAAUUACCACAUUAGCCAAAAUAUCAAGUGUCAAAAUGAAAAUACUCUGUAUUCAAGUGAUGAAAGAUUUAUUGGGAGAAGGUAUUGAUUAUGACAAGAUUUCAAAGAUUACUGCAGAUGCAAAGUUUGAAAGUGGUGACAUCAAAGCUAGUGUGGCGGUGUUGAGCUUCAUCUUCUGCAGUGCAGCAAAGCAUGAUGUUGACAGUGAAUCUCUGUCCAGUGAGCUGCAACAACUCGGUCUCCCUAAAGAGCAUACGACAGGUCUGUGCAAAUCGUAUGAGGACAAACACGCUGCACUUCAAGACAAACUAAGAAAGAUGAGUCUCAGACUGGGGCGAUUAGAGGCGGUGUCCUGGCGGGUGGAUUACACCCUAAGCUCCAGUGAGCUGAAGGAGGUGAACGAGCCGGUGGUUCACCUUAAACUCCAGGCACAGGGUGCAGAAUCAGGCUCCACAGAGACGACAGUAGUUUCUGUUUCUGCAGACAAGUUCAGAGUUUUACUUUCAGAACUGAAACAAGCCCAUGCUAUGAUGAAUGCACUACAAUGACGAGUGAACGCUACCACACAUCUGGAUGUCUGAUCAAGAGAUGGACACAGACAAACCUGACAGCCAAUCAAACGUGCCACACUGACAUCCUGAAACAACAGACCUGUCAGAACAUUUUGUAUAAUCUUACAGUUUGUAUGAAUGGCUGUCAUGCUUUAUUAUGAUUGACUGAUUUGUAUUUGUACUAUGUACACAUUCUUAUUAUCUAAUCUGUUAAUUUACAGUCUGCCCAUU